AUGUCUAGUUCUGUCCAUCCGCUGGCCGCCUUGUGUCAGCUGUGCGUCACCGCCGACAAGCAGGCCAACUUAUGCACUGCCCGAGGCCUGCUUGAAGAGGCCAAGCGGCGAGGGGCCCUUGUGGCCUUCCUUCCCGAAGCCUUUGACUACAUCGGAUCCAGUCGAGAGGAGACCUUGGCGCUGUCCGAGACCCUGACGGGUGAUACAGUGACGCAGUACGCUGAAAUGGCCAGAAAGUUGGACAUCUGGUUGUCUCUGGGUGGCUUCCAUGAACGUGGACCGGAGUGGGAGGCCCAGCGGCGAAUUUACAACUGCCACAUCAUCAUGAACAAUCAAGGCGAGAUUGUGUCCACUUACAGGAAGUGCCACCUGUUCGACGUGGAGCUUCCCAAUAAGGGUAUCUCACUCAAGGAAAGCGCUUUUGCCAUCCCCGGACCCUCGCUGGUAGCGCCGGUCCAAACUCCCAUCGGCAAGCUCGGUUUGGGAGUCUGCUACGAUUUGAGGUUCCCUGAGUUUUCGCUGGCGUUGCAGAAGAGCGGUGCGGAGAUCCUGACCUUCCCAUCGGCCUUCACGCCGGCAACGGGAGCCGCUCACUGGGAGCCACUGCUCCGGGCGCGAGCCAUCGAGAACCAGUGUUAUGUUCUGGCGGCGGCGCAGGUGGGCUGGCAUCACGACGGGCGCUCCUCUUACGGCCACGCCCUGGCCGUGGACCCUUGGGGCACGGUGACGGCCGACUGCGGGGGCGAACGAGCGGGCCUGGCUCUCGUGGAAGUGGACUUGGAGAAAAUUCACAGCGUCCGCCUGAACAUGCCGCUCGGAAAGCAUCGCAGAGAUUCCGCCUUUUACGCCAGGCUGGAGACCCUGUGUCAAACAUCACAAGACUGA
Molecule: messenger RNA, 885 nt
Organism: Nerophis lumbriciformis (worm pipefish)
Lineage: Eukaryota; Metazoa; Chordata; Actinopteri; Syngnathiformes; Syngnathidae
Source: RefSeq, a predicted model, not a curated record